Funneliformis mosseae is the source of this 216-nucleotide messenger RNA. NCBI's taxonomy places the organism in Eukaryota, Fungi, Glomeromycota, Glomeromycetes, Glomerales, Glomeraceae. The record is from the annotation of a GenBank genome assembly.
AUGGAUGAGCAAACUAGGGAGCGUCCAAGUCUAAGCCAUCGCUCUAAAUUUAAUACAGAGGAUGCCACCAGAAAUGGAAGAGUUCAGCCUGCGCAGUUCCAUCGAUAUGCCAAUGAUAUUGAACGACCUCAUAAAGAUGAUUUCUUAUUAACACGUUAUAGCACUGGAUUAAUGCUUGUCUAUAGAAAUGAACAUCACGGGAAUUCGAACCCGUAG